AACUGUACAUUAUGUUCAUCUGUUUGAGCCCUCUGUCUCCCUCUGCCAUGCCAUGAUCACUACGCUCAGCCGCGUAAGCACCAGAGCCACCGCAGUCGUAACGGCGGCGGCGCCGCCGCUCUAUCGACUUCUUCAGCUCACCGUAAGGCGAUUCCAUGGAGCUGCCGAACCGCUACUUGACCCCGACUAUUGCUACUACUACGGGUCUCGCCGCGAUCAGCUUAUUCGGUCGACUCCAAUGGCUGACACCGAAGGCUCCGUCCCUUUAAGAGGAGUGCAGUGGGCGUUCGUCGGAAACCCACGCGCCAAGAAGCACGUGUACGCCGAGAUGCUGUCUAAACUUCUAAAAGUUCCCCACAUUUCAAUGGCGAGCCUUGUUCGUCAAGAACUCAGCCCUCACUCUAUUCUUUACAAACAGAUUGCAAAUGCAGUUAAUCAUGGUGAGCUUGUCCAGGAGGAUAUAAUCUUGGGACUGUUGUCGAAGAGGUUGGAAGAUGGCCAUUACAGAGGUGAAACUGGUUUUAUUCUGGAUGGAAUUCCUCGAUCACGGACUCAGGCUGAGAUUCUGGACCAACUUGCUGAGAUUGAUCUUGUUGUGAAUUUCUUAUGCACAGAAGACUUGAUGACGAACACUCAAGGGGAAGCUUCUUGGAAGGAAAGACUCCAAGACUAUACCAAACAGAGUAAGCCACUUGAAGAUUAUUACAAGAAGCAGAAAAAGCUUCUUGACUUUCAAGUUGGCAGCGCACAUGUGGAGACUUGGCGAGGACUUUUAACUGCAUUGCGUCUACAACAUACAAAUGCUGCUACUCAUUCACAGAAACUGACCGUAGGCUCGAUUUUGCCCUAAACUCUCGCUGCUGUCUGCUGGUAAAGAAUCAGCUCUUACCUUUACUGUAAAUAUCAAUUUUAGUCUCUGAUGGGUCGAAAGUCUAAUAGCAAGUGCAAGGUGGAGAUUUUUUACUAGUAUAUAUGUUUCCCAGCUCUCUUGUUGCCCUAUGAUCAGCUACUUCAACAUUGCAAUUUUGUUAUAUAGUUUCUGGCAAUUCAGCAGAGGGGAACCUCUUCAAGUUUUUA
Molecule: messenger RNA, 1077 nt
Organism: Theobroma umbraticum
Lineage: Eukaryota; Viridiplantae; Streptophyta; Magnoliopsida; Malvales; Malvaceae
Product: putative adenylate kinase 7, mitochondrial
Biological process (GO): nucleobase-containing compound metabolic process
Molecular function (GO): nucleobase-containing compound kinase activity; ATP binding
Source: RefSeq, a predicted model, not a curated record